UCCCCUUCAAAGUACAUAUUUGACAGGGCAGAGUCAAGCAGAGCUUGCACUCCAGCUCAGAUUCAGUUAGGACCAGACGCCCCGGCCCUUCUCCCACUCUCCUUUUGGACGUUUAGUUGGUGCAGCACAACAACAAUAAGCAGCCAUGGAUGCCAUCAAGAAGAAGAUGCAGAUGCUCAAGCUCGACAAGGAGAAUGCCUUGGACAGAGCUGAGCAGGCUGAAUCAGACAAGAAAGCAGCAGAGGACAGAAGCAAACAGUUAGAAGACGAAAUGAGAGAGCUGGAAAAGAAAUUGCGUGCUACUGAAGAUGAAAGAGAUAGAGUGUUUGAGGAGUUCCAAACUGCUGAAGAGAAGCUGCUGAGUGCUGACGAGACCGCCACCACGGCUGAGGGAGAGGUCGCUUCCCUUAACAGACGUAUCCAGCUGGUUGAGGAGGAGUUGGAUCGUGCUCAGGAGCGUCUGGCUACCGCCCUAACCAAGCUGGAGGAGGCUGAGAAGGCUGCUGAUGAGAGCGAGAGAGGCAUGAAGGUCAUUGAGAACAGGGCCAUGAAGGAUGAGGAGAAGAUGGAGAUGCAGGAGAUCCAGCUGAAGGAGGCCAAACACAUCGCUGAGGAGGCUGACCGCAAAUAUGAGGAGGUUGCCCGUAAACUGGUCAUCAUUGAGAGUGACCUGGAGCGUACAGAGGAGCGCGCUGAGCUCUCAGAAGGCAAAUGCUCUGAGCUUGAGGAAGAGUUGAAAACUGUGAGCAACAACCUGAAGUCACUGGAGGCCCAGGCUGAGAAGUACUCACUGAAGGAAGACAAGUAUGAGGAGGAGAUCAAGGUCCUCACUGACAAGCUGAAGGAGGCUGAGACCCGCGCAGAGUUCGCUGAGAGAUCAGUAGCCAAGCUUGAGAAGACCAUUGAUGACCUGGAAGAGAAACUCUCACAAGCUAAAGAAGAGAACCUCGAUAUGCACCAGAUGCUGGACCAGACUCUAAUGGAACUGAAUAACUUGUGAAAAGGACGGCCUGAGCCCACACACACACACACUGUGGUUUUGGCUUCUCUUUUUUGUUUUGUUUUGUACUCGCACCUUGCUUGCUAUAAAACUAGGCUGGAGAAUGAGCAGCCAGAUGCUAUUCCUGUUGCACAGUCAUGCCUCCAGCGAAACUCGACCAACGAGCCAAGCUAAGGAGUAAAGCUUAAGCAUUCCCUCUGAUGAAGCCAAAAUUCAGAGACACAAAUCUUUUCGCAGGCCAGUUUUCAUGUCUGCCUCUUGCAGUCAAUACUCAUCAGGUAUAUUUCAUUCUACCUUAAUUACAAGCAUAAAAAGACACCAAAGGACAGUGGAUAAAUUCUGCUUUCAAUAAAACCUCAUAAUAUUCAUAGUCUGUUUAAAAACGUUGUUUAAAAAGAAGCCCCUCGGUGUAAUGACACCCAGGCUACGCCUGUCAGUAUGUACAGAAUACCGGUGCUACUGUAGUCUUAAUUUUGUGUAUUGCAAUAAAUUAAAUAUUACAUUUUCUCGAAAAAGCAAUGGUUUCAGUUUCAUCUUUGUUCAUUAGCCUGUCAGUCAACUGGUUGUGCAUUGUUUUAACUUUGUUUUCAUGUAGGAGUUUUUAGUUUUCAAAAUAUCUGAUAUGUAAAAAUUCUGAAUAUAAAUAAAAGCAUGUUUUGAAAGUUU
Cololabis saira (Pacific saury) is the source of this 1666-nucleotide messenger RNA. RefSeq names its product tropomyosin 1 (alpha) (gene tpm1). Gene Ontology annotation, biological process: actin filament organization; cardiac muscle contraction. Bases 146 to 1000 code for a protein of 284 amino acids. Lineage: Eukaryota; Metazoa; Chordata; Actinopteri; Beloniformes; Belonidae. Gene Ontology annotation, molecular function: actin filament binding. Gene Ontology annotation, cellular component: actin filament. The transcript is spliced from 9 exons. The record is from RefSeq and is a predicted model, not a curated record.